Ceratosolen solmsi marchali is the source of this 1333-nucleotide messenger RNA. RefSeq names its product coiled-coil domain-containing protein 57-like. The coding region runs from base 1 to 1053 and encodes 350 amino acids. Lineage: Eukaryota; Metazoa; Arthropoda; Insecta; Hymenoptera; Agaonidae. The record is from RefSeq and is a predicted model, not a curated record. The transcript is spliced from 5 exons.
AUGGCAAAUUUCACCACGGCAGAACGUGACAAACUGGAGGAAACGCGACGGCAGCUGGAAAGGCGGCUCGAGGGUUGCGAGGCCGAGCUCAAGGACAAAGAGGAGGAGCUCUUCCUGCAACUAGAGCGCAGUCUGCGGCUCGAGGACGAGGUCGAGAGGGCACGUCAGGAGCGGGAGGUCUGCCUCGAGGCCCGUGAGCGACUCGAACGGGAGCAAACCUCGGCCCUACGGCAGCUGCAGAUCCAAUCGGCCCAGAACGAGAUCACCCGUCGAUCCUUGGAGCGGGCGCGCCAGGAAGUCGUGAGGCAGGCAACUGCGAUUAGGGCUGAGCGCGAUGCCCUCGAGCGCGAGAACGAGGCGCUGAAGGAGAAGCUGCGCGUCGAGCAGGACGAACUCGGCGAGGAGCGUCGACGCAACGAGGAAGGCGUCGCUGCGCUCACCCACGAGGCGACGACCCUGAGGCACGCGGCACGACAUCUACGGGCGGCAGCACUCCACGCGACCUCCUGCCGUCGCCGUCGGCGCUGCUCCGUCUGCUUAUACGCGAGGCGCACCUUCCAGGACGUCGACGAUUACCGCGACGACGGGAAACUGUUCAAGUGCCUUCAAGCGCCGCUGCAGGAUCUUCGCACCUGGCUGAGACCGGGAACGCCCGCGGCACUACCUCCACUACGCACGAGCUCGCCCCUCGAGGGCGGCACGAUCAGCUACAUCGACGACUCGGGCACGAGCUCCGAGGACGAGGCCUAUUCCAACACGCCCGCGGCCGAGGUUUCGCUGUCCUCGACAGUAUCCAGCGCACCGGCCACCGCCAGAGCCUUCUCCUCGGAUUCCGGAUUUUCAUCGGAAACUGGCGAUCGACGCUCGCGCUCGUACGAGUGCGGCAACAGCAGUCGCAAGAUAAGCGAGUCCUCGAGCAGCGAACCCGGGGACGCGGCUAGCGCCCAGCGUCUGGGCACCUUCACGCGCUCCAGGUGGACUUCCUCCUUCCGCAAGCUCCUCGGGCGCAAGUCCAAGGCCAAGGGCUCGCCCCACGCCCAGCAUACCUCGUAAGCCGGUCUCGUGCCGUGACCGACAAGUUCGCUCGGCCGUUAAUUAUAAACGAUAUUGUCAAUUAGCUUGUAAAGUUGAUGUGCUGGAUCAUCGGCGAACACGGUAACUCGAUGCCAAGGUGAGCCUGGGUCGGUCGGCAUUAACGGCGAUUUUUAUUCGGCAAUGAAAUCAAAGCGAGAUUACCGAGUCAUUGGUGCGCAACAAUGCCAUGGGGAGUCAAUUUAAGGUAUCUUAUAGAGGGAGCGUAUGAGAUUGUGCAAAGGGCUUUACAAGCUCUUGA